Messenger RNA from Sinocyclocheilus rhinocerous, 1827 nucleotides. RefSeq names its product E3 ubiquitin-protein ligase TRIM63-like. NCBI's taxonomy places the organism in Eukaryota, Metazoa, Chordata, Actinopteri, Cypriniformes, Cyprinidae. The coding region runs from base 238 to 1584 and encodes 448 amino acids. Gene Ontology annotation, biological process: regulation of microtubule cytoskeleton organization. Gene Ontology annotation, cellular component: cytoplasm. The transcript has 10 exons. The record is from RefSeq and is a predicted model, not a curated record. Gene Ontology annotation, molecular function: zinc ion binding.
GGGGCAGACAGCUGUCCGGUCUCGCGCGGCGCAGUUUUCAUAUAUGGUCACGUAAUCAUGGCAACCUUGACAUACCCGUUCUAAAAACAGACCAGACGUGGAGGAAGGUGACGAAGCGUUUUGUACGCGUCCCACACGGGUAGACAGUAUUACAACUGCAUUUCUUUUGUAAGAAAAUAAAAAUAAACAGACCAACACACACCAGAGUGUGUUUGACGAGUGCGUGCGCUUCGCGUGAUGAGCGUGGGUUUGGAUCUUUGGUGCCCAAGAACGCGCGAGACCAUGGAGAGUUUGGAGAGGCAGCUGAUAUGCCCUAUUUGCCUUGAGAUCUUCACCAAGCCGGUGGUGAUCCUACCGUGCCAGCACAACCUCUGCCGCAAAUGUGCCAAUGACAUCUUUCAGGCCUCAAACCCCUACCUGCCCACACGAGGAGGUUCUACAUUGGGCUCUGGUGGCCGGUUCCGCUGCCCAUCCUGUAGGCAUGAAGUGGUUCUGGAUAGGCAUGGGGUGUAUGGCCUUCAGAGGAACCUGCUGGUGGAGAACAUCAUAGAUAUGUACAAACAGGAAUCCAGCGGCAGCAGUAAGCCUGAGCCAGAACUGAAGAACGAUGUGUUGAUGUGUGAGGAGCAUCCGGAUGAGAAGAUUAAUAUAUACUGUGUGACCUGCUCUAUUCCCACUUGUUCGCUAUGUAAAGUCUUUGGGAGUCAUCAGUCCUGUCAGGUUGCUCCACUCAAAUCUGUCUACGAGACCCAGAAAACCGAGUUGUCUGAUGGUGUUGCUGUGUUGGUUGGCAACAAUGACAGAAUUCAGGGCGUCAUCAGUCAGCUAGAGGAAAGCUGCAGUGCAGUGGAGGAGAACGGUCGUAGGCAGAAGUCUCGUGUAUGUGAGUGGUUUGAUCAUCUGUAUGCUCUUCUGGAAGAGCGCAGAGGAGAACUCACACUGAAGAUCACCGCAGAACAGCAGGAGAAACUUGACUACAUCGGUGGCCUACAGUGCAAGUACAGAGAGCACCUGGAUAACACAGCUAAAUUAGUGGAGACAGGAUUUCAGACGAUGGAGGAAUCUGAGAUGGCCAUCUUCUUGCAGAAUACGAAGCCUUUACUACAAAAGAUAGCAGAAGGCAGGAAUGUGUCUCAUUUAGAAAAGGUGGAACGUGGAUAUGAAAAUAUGGAUCAUUUCACUGCAAACUUCAGCUCUGAACGUAGAACAAUACUUAGCAUGGACUUUACCAAGGAUGGUGAUGAAAAUGAAGAGGAUGAUGAUGAUGAGGAAGAAUUAGCAGGUACUGUUAGUCCAGAGACUCAGACAUCUUCAUUGGCUACACCCGCCACGGCCCAGCAGAGACAAACCCCUGUACCGACAUCUCCACCAAUGGCAGCUGACUCCUGCCAGAUGUCAUCAAAACCAAGUCAGUCAGUGAACAUCAACCCAGCAGAAAACACGCCCUUAUUUACGCCCACUCUAGACACAAGUCACAACUCUUCCACAGACGCACCUGCUCAGGUAACUGCCGGUCCCAGCCAGACAUCUGAGGAUGGACCAUGCCACGUUUUCUCUUUUUCCUGGUUAAAUAUGCCAAAAUAAUAUCAGACUAAGUUAGUAAACCUGCAACAUCACAGUACGUUCCAGAAAAGUACUUCAUAACUAAUAUUUUGUUACUUUGACACUACAGUCAUAAAUAUGCAUUCAAUAUCAAAGUAGGAAUUUGGCGAGAUAAAAACACAACUGUUAGGCCUAAAUAUUCAUUGAUAAUAUUUUCUGACUAAAGUAGCUGACUAAAAUGGAAAAUAAAGGAUUAUUAAUAUGUGUAUAAGUCUUGUCUUUUGU